AUGGAAGUGUGGAGACUGGUAAAUAGGCUUGUGGUAUACACGGAGCUUCUCAUUGUAACAUUUGUCGUUCUUCUGUAUCUUUUGGGGCUCUACGAGGCAGCCAUUGUCUCCGGCAUAUCGGUCCGUCUAUAUCUGCUCAUGACUUCCUUCUACUACUAUGCAGGGUGCCUGGCAAAGUCGCCUGGACAGCUCCUUGACUUUGGGAGUGCAAACGUAAAAGGAAUAUGCAAGAAGUGUAACAGAAUAGUGGGGACAAGGACGAUCCAUUGCGAGAUAUGCAACAAAUGCUAUCACAAAAGAGACCACCACUGCUCAAUAAUAGGAAGAUGUGUUGCAUCAAACAACAUUAGAGAUCUGUACUUCGCAGUGCUCUUCAUAAACUUCCACUCGCUUGUUGCAGUCCUCAGAGGCUCGACUGAGCUCACCUAUAUGCUGUCUGUCCACAGAUAUCUGCUUGCCAUGUCAAGCAUAUUUGUUUGCUGGCUGACACUGCUCAUACUCACAGACAAAACAACCAAGGAGCUGAUGAAGUCAGGAGGAAGGGUGACCGAUGGCGUAAGAAUGUCCAGAAUGAGGGAGAUAUUUCGCGGCGGGCUUGUCGGGACACUGUUUCCCUACCUAAGGUGGAAGACAUCUAUUGUCAAGUAA
Molecule: messenger RNA, 648 nt
Organism: Encephalitozoon cuniculi GB-M1
Lineage: Eukaryota; Fungi; Microsporidia; Unikaryonidae
Exons: 1
Coding region: 1-648 (215 amino acids)
Biological process (GO): protein targeting to membrane; peptidyl-L-cysteine S-palmitoylation
Cellular component (GO): endoplasmic reticulum; Golgi apparatus
Molecular function (GO): protein-cysteine S-palmitoyltransferase activity
Source: RefSeq, marked provisional